Messenger RNA from Plasmodium gaboni, 2907 nucleotides. Its product is annotated as exported protein (PHISTc). The transcript has a single exon. The record is from RefSeq and is a predicted model, not a curated record. The annotation marks the transcript as partial. Lineage: Eukaryota; Apicomplexa; Aconoidasida; Haemosporida; Plasmodiidae.
CAUUUGAAAGAUGAGCCUAUAGAUGAUUAUGUAAAUAAUAAUUCCAAAGGUGAAUCAGAAGAUUAUUAUUAUGAACAACAGAAUGUCCAAGAUGCAUCAGAUCAAUUGACAUAUAAUUAUUCUUUAGAACAAGAUGCAUCAGGUCAAUUGACAUAUAAUUAUGCUUUAGAACAAGAUGCAUCAGGUCAAUGGACAUAUAAUUAUGCUUUAGAACAAGAUGCAUCAGAUCAAUGGACAUAUAAUUAUGCUUUAGAACAAGAUGUACAAAAUGAAGAAGAGUAUUAUGAUAGAAGUGGAUAUGUGAAGGAUGUUGAUUCAGAAAAGGGUGAUACUGAACAUCUGAAUGACGUAUCUACAGAUAACAAUACAAGUACUAAUUUGAAAGAUGAACCUAUAGAUGACGAUACAGAUAAACGUUUAAAAGAUGAACCUAUAGAUGACGAUACAGAUAAACGUUUAAAAGAUGAACCUAUAGAUGACGAUAGAAAUCAACUUUUAAAAGAUGAACCUGUAGAUAACGAUACAGAUAAACGUUUAAAAGAUGAACCUGUAGAUGACGAUACAGAUAAACGUUUAAAGGAUGAACCUGUAUAUGACGAUACAGAUAAACGUUUAAAAGAUGAACCAAUUGAUAUCGAUAAAACAAAUUUUAAAAAGGGUUUACAUGAACAACAAAUUAAUCCAUGGACUACAACAUUAGCAGAUCUAAAAAAUACUAAUAAUAGUGUGAAUAUAGAAAAAAAAAAUAAAACUAAUGAACAAGUAAAAAAUACGAAAAGUAAAUCAUCUAAUAUUAUAAAACCUUCUAAGUUUAAUAAAGAGAAUCUUUUUGAUCAAAGACUUCAAAGUAUUGAAGGAAAAAAUUUUUUGGAAGGAAGAAGCCAAAAUUUAGAAGGAAGAAGAAAUUUUGAUGAUAGAAUUCAAAGUGUAGAAGGAAGAAGACAUUUUGAUGAAAGGAAUCAGAACAUUAUGGAUAGAAGAAACUUUGAUGAACGAAAUGAACAGAUUAAUGAAAGAAGAAAUUUUGAUGAACGAAAUGAACAGGUUAAUGACAGAAGAAACUUUGAUGAAAGAAAUGAACAGAUUAAUGACAGAAGAAAUUUUGAUGAAAGAAAUGAACAUGUUAAUGAUAGAAGGAACUUUGAUGAAAGAAAUGAACAUGUUAAUGAUAGGAGGAACUUUGAUGAGAGGAACCAAAAUGUAAUGGAUAGAAGAAACUUUGAUGAGAGGAACCAAAAUGUAAUGGAUAGAAGAAACUUUGAUGAGAGGAAUCAAAAUGUAAUGGAUAGAAGAAACUUUGAUGAGAGAGACCAGAACGUUAUGGAUAGAAGAAACUUUGAUGAUAGAAAUCAACAGGUUAAUGAUAGAAGAAAUUUUGAUGAGAGGAACCAAAACGUUAAUGAUAGAAGAAAUUUUGAUGACAGAAAUCAACAGGUUAAUGACAGAAGGAACUUUGAUGAGAGGAAUCAAAAUGUAAUGGAUAGAAGAAACUUUGAUGAUAGAAAUCAACAAAUUAAUGACAGAAGAAAUUUUGAUGAGAGGAACCAAAACGUGAAUGAUAGAAGAAAUUUUGAUGACAGAAACCAACAUGUUAAUGACAGAAGAAAUUUUGAUGACAGAAACGAACAAAUUAAUGAGAGAAGAAAUUUCGAUGAGAGAUAUCAAAAUGUUAAUGAGAGAAGAAAUUUCGAUGAGAGAUAUCAAAAUGUUAAUGAGAGGAGAAAUUUUGAUGAGAGAUAUCAAAAUGUUAAUGAGAGACGACAUUUUGAUCAAAGGGAUCCAAAUAUAGAAGAGCGAAAAUUUUUUGAUCCAAGAAAUCCGAAUGGUCCAGAUGUAAGGUUUCCACAUCCUCAGUGGGGUCCAGGAAUGAUGUAUGGAAGACCAUAUUAUCAUUGGGUUCCAUAUAUGGGUGAUGGAAGAGGUCCAACUUUUUGGAAUCCUCAUCAACAUAUGGCAUAUGGAAGACCACCACCCCCCUAUUAUUGGGUACCUCCACAAGCAUUAGAUUAUGUAAAAGGAGGUAAUCCAAUGGAACAGAGAAGAGAAGAAGAAAGGGGAUAUAUGGGAGGAAGAGGUAGUAGUAGAUACCCCGAAGAGGAAAGAUAUAAUUAUAAUAACCAAAGAAGUAGUAAUAAUAGUAUACCUGAAGGAAGAAAUUAUGAAGAGAAUGCAUAUGAAAGAGGAGGUCAUAAUAAAUGGGAUUUUCGAAAUAUAUAUGAUAGAUUAAGAGAUGAAGAUGAAAAUGCUUAUGAACAACCUAGUAGUACAUCUGCGAAUAGAGGAAGAGGUAAUGAAAGAUAUCCUCAAUCAAGAGAUAGAAGAGAAGAAAGAUAUAACUAUGGUAAUGAUUAUUAUAAUAGAGGAAAUGAAAGAACAUCUAAUAAUACAAAUGUUAGAAGUAGUAGUACAAGUAGUGGAAAUAGAGAAUUAAUGCCUUACAAAAAGGAGGUAUUACCGUUUGGUGUUAGUAAUUCAGAAUUAGAAGAUACUUUAACAGAAGAAGAAUUAAAUGAAAGAAUAAGAAGAUUAGAUUUAACUGUAUCUGUUAAAGAUAUGUUUAUAUUAUGGAAUCAUAUACUUGCACAUGAAAGAAAAAAAUAUACAAAAAUGCAAGAAUAUUUAAUGUAUUAUAGUCAAUAUUUAGAAAAAACAUAUCAUGUUCCUACAGCUUUUAGAAAAAAAUAUUGGUGGAGGGUACAUUAUAUUUUGACAGAAGAAAUAGUUAAGAGAGAAAGAGCUGAUAAUUUAGAUUUCCAUAAGUUCUUACGUAAAGGAUGUUGUGAAAAACGUGAAUUUAUAUAUUUUAUUAAUUCUAAAAGAAAAGGAUGGGCGGAUCUAACGGAUACAAUGAAAAGUAUAUGGAUGGAAAGAUUGACUUAUAAAAUGAGAAAAUAUAGUGGAGUAUAA